Molecule: messenger RNA, 4242 nt
Organism: Octopus bimaculoides (California two-spot octopus)
Lineage: Eukaryota; Metazoa; Mollusca; Cephalopoda; Octopoda; Octopodidae
Product: mutS protein homolog 5
Biological process (GO): chiasma assembly; mismatch repair
Cellular component (GO): nucleus
Molecular function (GO): ATP-dependent DNA damage sensor activity; ATP binding; mismatched DNA binding
Source: RefSeq, a predicted model, not a curated record
CGCCCCAUAACAUUGCUGAGAAAAGAUACAGAAAAAAAUGUAGAUAUUUACAUAUAUAGUGCAAGGUCACAGAAACUUCAGUUUAAAUUAACAAAGAUUUUGCCAUAGCUAAGAACUGGUCAGAGUCAAAUGAUAAUUAGAUAUAUAUUUAGAAUGUUGGUAUAAACAAAACCUAUCGCUGACAGUUGACAAGUAUGAAAGCACAUAUGCAUCGGUAUUUGAAUGAUAAAGCAACCAAUGCAGGAUUAUACUCUCCAACGUUGGCUCAAACGUCUUGUACAUAACUUGGGACGAGCAGGCGCUUCGACUGUAAUGCAAAAGUGGUAGCGGCUUGUUCAUGUGUUGCACCCCGUUUAAAGAAACAAUCUUGUAUGUGUGCAUUAGCGUUUCUUUGUGCCAUUGACAAAAGACUGCAACGUACAAUAUUUAUCCAUCUGAUAGAAGGCUGAUAAGAUUAAAACAUAACAUUUCUGAAGUAAAAACAGAGAAUUGCUAAACUUGAAGGUACUGUCAAUGAAGAGCAGCUAAGAAUAUCGGUGAGGAUAACUCGGAUUGAGUUUGUAUCACCCCAUUGGUUUGCAAAUUACUUUAGAAUCGUUUAAGCAUCAGACAAAACACUUGAGAAAGACGUCUACACGUUUUUUUAUAUACAAGAUCGUAAAUUAAAUAAAUUUUCCUUCCUCGACGUUUGGAAUAUUAUACGGGAUAGAAGUUGAUUAUUAAAAAAGAUCUCAUUCUACUUCUGACUUCAAGAAGAAAAUUUUAUAGUUGUUUCUUUAUUCAUUUUUGAAUGGCAAACAUGGCCUUUGAUAUAUCUACAGCAGUUUCCUUGAGAAAUUUUCCUGAACAAAACUUACCUGACUGUGACAAUGCUAUUGUCAACAAUGACCCCAUCUCUCCAGAAGCCACACCCCAGGUAUACUUAAGUGUCUUUUGGCAGAAUGAACAGCUUGGUGUUGCCUGCUAUGAUGUAGAUACAACUGAAAUUAGGAUGAUGUUUGACACACAGGAGACUGAUAACUUUUUGACAUUGCUCUCAGUUAUUGCUCAGGUUCAACCCACCUAUGUAAUAAUUAGUGCUAAACAAGAUGAAAGGAUUUUGAAAGUUUUGCAAAACUUUGCACACAAACCACUUGAAGCUGUUCCUGAGAAAGAUCUAGAUUAUAUCAAAUUCCUACCCAGUAUUGACUUCUCUUUGGAAAUUUGUAAACAGAGACUAAUGUCUCUAGAUCUAGCAACUAUACCAAAACAUUUCUUAGACAAUGAAAGAGCUUUAUAUUUAUCUUCCCUCAUUCCAUUUGACAAUGUGUGUAUGGUAAGAGCUGCUGGUGGUUUGAUAAAAUAUUUGGAGAAAAACCGUAUUGGAAUAGAAUUGGAAGAUAUAAAUGUUCGAGUGCCAUUUGUCAAUAUUCAAGUGUUUUCUCUGAACGAUCAAGUGAUAAUAGAUAACACAGCACUGUCUGCUUUGCAGAUCUUCCGGAAGGAAACUCACCCAUCAGUAUAUAAAUCUGGGCAGAGCUGUAGCAAAGAGGGAUUUAGCUUAUUUGGAAUUCUCAACAGAUGCAAAUCUCAACUUGGCAGCAAACUACUAAGACGCUGGUUUUUAACACCUACAAAAAAUGUAGAAAUUCUUCAACAGCGCCACAGUGCCAUUGCCUACUUUAUCAACAAGUGCCAAAGUGACAUUGUCCGAAGUCUUGAAGGAUGCUUACUGCAUAUCCGAAGUAUCUCUCGAAUAUUAAGCCGUAUGAAGCAGGCCCAGGUAUCAAUUGGAGAUUGGCAAAGAUUAUAUAAGACAGUAUACCAUGCAAUUUACUUAGCAGACAUAUGUAAAGCACAAGACCAACAAAUUUCUGUCUUUAAAAAGAUCAGUUCCACAUUCACAGAAGAUCUUCACAGAAUUGCUACUUUGAUUAACAAAAUAGUCGAUUUCGCAGAAUCAAAAGCCCAGAAUCGCUUUGUUGUGAAAGCCAAUGUUGACCAAAAUUUGGAUGACAAGAAAAGAACCUACAAUGGUUUACCAUCGUUCAUGACAGAAGUUGCUAAGGAGGAACUGAAUCGUCUCAGUGAAGACAUAACAGAAUGUAAUGUUGUAUAUUUACCACAGCUUGGUUAUUUAUUAGCAAUCCCUUGCUCAGAUAAUUUGACAUCAGAGGCACAGUUCCAUAUUCCAGGACUUGAAUUUGUUUUUUUAUCCAAUAACAUGAUACACUACAAAAGUGCCAGCACUAGAAAUUUAGACAAGAUUUUAGGUGACACACAAUGUGAGAUCACUGACCAUGAAACAGCAAUAAUGCAUCAACUACAGGACACUAUAUUGGAACAUUGUCAAGUAUUGUUUAAUGUCAUGGAUUCUGCAGCAGAACUGGAUUGUCUUAUAGCACUUAGUCUUUGUGCUCAAGAAUUUGGCUAUGUCCAACCAGCAUUCACCUCUGAAAACGUAAUUGAUAUCAAAACUGGCAGGCACCCAUUGCAGGAGAUUGUAUCCAGUCCAUAUGUUGCCAAUGAUAUCACAAGUGGUGGACCGCAUCCAAAACUGAAGAUAUUAACUGGGCCAAAUGCAUCUGGUAAAAGUGUAUACCUGAAACAGGUAGCCCUCAUUCUUUACAUGUCCUACAUUGGCAGCUUCAUUCCUGCUGAAAGUCCCAGCACUGUUUGUACUGUUGACAGGAUCUUUACUCGUAUUAAGUCUCAAGAAAGUGUCUCUGUUGGGUUGUCAACUUUCAUGCUUGAUAUUAACCAGAUGUCAGAUUGUCUGAGACAUGCAACAGGUCGAUCUUUGGUCAUUGUUGAUGAAUUUGGUAAAGGAACAGAAUCGGUUGAUGGUUUGACAUUGUUGUGUGCCAGUCUCCGUUACUGGCUCACCAUGGAGAAAUGCCCACAUGUUUUGGUCAGUACCAACUUUCACGACAUUAUAGAACAGAAACUGCUACCUGCUUCACCAACACUUGAAUAUCUGACAAUGGAGACCUUGUGCAAUAAAGACGAAGUUGUCUUCCUCUACCAAAUCACCAAAGGUUUCUCUGACUGUAGCUUCGCCAAUGAAACAGCAUUGCAAGCUGGAUUACCUGUGGAAAUUGUGGAGCGUGGCAAAAUGAUUUCCAAGUUAAUUCAAGAGAACAAACCAAUAUAUAACAUUGAUACUGCAAAGCAAGACUUAAAGUUUAAAUGGUGCCAGUUGUUGGUUGAGCGUUUCUUAAAACUUGAUCUUUCAUCUGAGAACUUACAAGCCUUCCUUGAAGAUAUAAAAUUAUCACACAACAAGAUCAACAAGUUGUCUGCCCAGAAAGCCUGAGGCAUCUUUGCCAUUUAUUGUGUUUAUCUUGUUUUUGGUACCAGUUAUUGUCUAACUCCAUAUUGGCCCUUACUGAGCAGUAUCAUGUGACCAUGCUGCCUCUUUUUUCAUGAAUAGUUUAUCUCAGACUUCAUAAAUCUUGUCUCAUAUUUUAAGACUAGAAAGGGAAGUUUGAACAGGGUUUCACUGCUAUUUCUAGCGAGUUGCAUGAUCACUGAGAAAUUUCCUAUUGCUUUUGUUGUUGCUGUUAAUUCAUCUUCUUGAUUUAGUUGUUGUUCUUCAAGAUCCUUUAUGAUCUGCUAGAAAUAGCAGUCAAAUCCUUCUUAUCAUAAAAAAACAUAUAAGAUAAUGUGGUAAAAAAGAUCAGAUGGUCAUUGUUGAAAUACCUUUCAAUGUAAGUCUACUCAAUCAAGAUAACAAAAGUGCUAAACAACAACAAUAUCAUCAUUAUCUAAAGAGAAACUUGAUUGUUAUUUCUAAUAGGUUGAGUGACUGUUUAGAAGCUCUCUCAUUGGUUCAAUUUUGACGGCAGCUGAAUUGUUUUGGUUUCAGAUAUUUGUAUUUAUCAACAAGAAGAGGUGUGUGGUAUCUGACUGGUUUAUGGGCUGUAAAUAUUGUAGCACAUGACAGGUGACAUGAUAUAGAAUUUAUCUUGACACUUAGGUCUGGUGGGAAUUCUUUAAUUCUCUUAAGUGUGUGUGCUAGAUUUAAUGUGUUACCCUGUUUAAAUGUUUUCAAUAAUAAAUAUACAUAGCAUUUUAAUGGCUAUGAGGAAGCUAUUAGAUGUUGCACAAGUACUUAGCUUUGAAUACCCUGCUUCUCAUAGCAGAAACAGCUGUAAGCUAAUGAAGUUGAUUAUGUAAUACCUGUUCCUUUGCAUUCGAUAAUUAAUACAUACAUAGAUAUAUAUAUAUACAUAGAUAUAUAUAUAUAUAUAUAUAUAUAUA